Molecule: messenger RNA, 2389 nt
Organism: Humulus lupulus (European hop)
Lineage: Eukaryota; Viridiplantae; Streptophyta; Magnoliopsida; Rosales; Cannabaceae
Product: DNA-directed RNA polymerase subunit beta-like
Exons: 3
Coding region: 35-2389 (784 amino acids)
Biological process (GO): DNA integration; DNA-templated transcription
Molecular function (GO): ribonucleoside binding; DNA binding; DNA-directed RNA polymerase activity
Source: RefSeq, a predicted model, not a curated record
UUUUUCUAUAAAUAGAAACGGGAAAUAAAAAAAAAUGCUUGGGGAUGGAAAUGGGAAAAUGUCUACAAUACCCGGAUUUAAUCAGAUACAAUUUGAAGGGUUUUGUAGGAUCAUUGAUCAGGGCUUAACAGAAGAACUUUAUAAGUUUCCAAAAAUGGAAGAUACGGAUCAAGAAAUUGAAUUCCAAUUAUUUGUGGAAACAUAUCAAUUGGCAGAACCAUUGAUAAAAGAAAGAGAUGCUGUAUAUGAAUCACUCACAUAUUCUUCUGAAUUAUAUGUAUCUGCCGGAUUAAUUUGGAAAACCAGUAGGGAUAUGCAAGAACAAACUAUUUUUAUUGGAAACAUUCCUCUAAUGAAUUCCCUGGGAACUUCUAUAGUAAAUGGAAUAUACAGAAUUGUGAUCAAUCAAAUAUUGCAAAGCCCUGGUAUCUAUUGCCGGUCAGAAUUGGACCAUAACGGAAUUUCGGUCUAUACCGGCACCAUAAUAUCAGAUUGGGGAGGAAGAUUAGAAUUAGAGAUUGAUAGAAAAGCAAGGAUAUGGGCUCGUGUGAGUAGGAAACAGAAAAUAUCUAUUCUAGUUCUAUCAUCGGCUAUGGGCUCAAAUCUAAGGGAAAUUCUAGAGAAUGUUUGGUCAAAAGAAAAUGCCAUUUUGGAGUUUUAUCAACAAUUUUCUUGUGUAGGCGGAGAUCCGGUAUUUUCUGAAUCCUUAUGUAAGGAAUUACAAAAGAAAUUCUUUCAACAAAGAUGUGAAUUAGGAAGAAUUGGUCGACGAAAUAUGAACCGUAGACUGAAUCUUGAUAUACCUCUGAACAAUACAUUUUUGUUACCACGAGAUAUAUUGGCAGCUGCGGAUCAUUUGAUUGGAAUGAAAUUCGGAAUGGGUAUACUUGACGAUAUGAAUCAUUUGAAAAAUAAACAUAUUCGUUCUGUAGCGGAUCUUUUACAAGAUCAAUUUGGAUUGGCCCUAGUUCGUUUAGAAAAUAUGGUUAGAGGAACUAUGAGUGGGGCAAUUAGGCAUAAAUUGAUACCGACCCCUCAGAAUUUGGUAACUUCAACUACAUUAACAACUACUUAUGAAUCUUUUUUCGGAUUACACCCAUUAUCUCAAGUUUUGGAUCGAACAAAUCCAUUGAAACAAAUUGUUCAUGGGAGAAAAUCGAGUUAUCUGGGCCCUGGAGGAUUGACAGGACGAACUGCUAGUUUUCGGAUACGAGAUAUCCACCCUAGUCACUACGGACGCAUUUGUCCUAUUGAUACGUCCAAAGGAAUCAAUGUUGGACUUAUUGGAUCCUUAUCAAUUCAUGCGAGGAUUGGUCAUUGGGGAUCUCUAGAAAGUCUGUUUUAUGAAAUCUCUGAGAGAUCAAAAAAAGUACGGAUGCUUUAUUUAUCACCAAGUCGAGAUGAAUACUAUAUGGUAGCGGCAGGAAAUUAUUUGGCACUGAAUCGAGGUAGUCAGGAAGAACAGGUUGUUCCGGCUCGAUACCGUCAAGAAUUCCUGACUAUUGAAUGGGAACAGGUUCAUCUUCGAAAUAUUUUUCCCUUCCAAUAUUUUUCUAUUGGAGCUUCCCUCAUUCCUUUUAUCGAGCAUAAUGAUGCGAAUCGUGCUUUAAUGAGUUCUAAUAUGCAACGUCAAGCAGUUCCUCUUUCUCGAUCGGAAAAGUGCAUUGUUGGAACUGGGUUGGAAUCCCAGGUGGCUCUAGAUUCCGGAGUUCCCGCUAUAGCCGAACAUGAGGGAAAGAUCAUUUAUACCGAUACUGACAAGAUCAUUUUAUCGGGCAAUGGAGAUACUUUAAGCAUUCCAUUAGUUAUAUAUCAACGUUCCAACAAAAAUACUUGUAUGCAUCAAAAACCCCAAGUUGCACGAGGUAAAUGUAUUAAAAAGGGACAUAUUUUAGCAGACGGUGCUGCGACAGUUGGCGGCGAACUAUCUUUGGGAAAAAAUGUAUUAGUAGCUUAUAUGCCAUGGGAGGGGUACAAUUUUGAGGAUGCAGUAUUCAUUAAUGAGCGUUUGGUAUAUGGGGAUAUUUAUACUUCUUUUCAUAUACGGAAAUAUGAAAUUCAAACUCAUGUGACAAGCCACGGGCCUGAAAGAAGCCAUGUGACGAUAGGGUAUGGGAUGCCAAGAAAGAUAGUCUCGGACAAUGGAACGCAAUUCGACAACGAGUUGUUUACACAGUUCUGCGAGAAUAAUGGGAUUGUUAAAAGCUUCUCCUCAGUGGCCCAUACUCAAGCAAAUGGUCAGGUUGAACCUGUAAACAAGACUCUCAAGAUUUUUAUAAAUAACAGGCUUGAAGAAGCUAAAGGAAGAUGGCCCGAAGAAUUACCACAAGUUUUAUGGGCCUAUAGACGACAACUCGAACCUCAACCGAACAUACAGCCUUCUCCCUAG